AUGGUUUUCACCCAUGAUGAGGGUAGCUCCAUAGUUUGCUACCAUGAGAAGCAUGAUGGUUAUCCAUCAGGGUCAAUGGUUGACUUUGCAAGCGACGCAGAUGGGUCUUCGAUUUUAGCUGUUAGUAGAUUGGUGUUUCAUUCAAAGGACUUAGCAACUAAUGGUAAGUGUUCAUUGCUUAUGGCUAGAGAUCCUGAGGAUAGGACAGAUUUAGUGAUAACUCUGCAUGGUGAUGCUAUUCUUGUCUCUGAAAUUGAUAAAGCAUAUGUUCGCAAUGCAUAUUUGGCGAGCCAUCCCAAUGCAUUUUGGGUUGACUUUGGCGACUUUCAAUUCCUGUGCAUUCAACCAAAAGUGGCGAGAUAUGUGUCCGGGGUUGCGACGGCUUUGCUAGGAUCUGGAGAGUUUAGCAAUGAGGAGUAUAAAGAUGCAAAAGUUGAUCCAAUUGUUCAGUUCUCUAAGCCUGUUACUCACAUGAAAAAGGAUCAUGCUAAUGACACAAAAGUCAUUGUGCAACAUUCAACAUCUAUUCCGGUAAUGAGAUCUAUACAAUUAAAUUUAAAGGAGAAUCAUUUCCCCUCUUCUUUUCUCUGUUUGCUUCUAAUGUUGUCUGCCUUUGAUAAUUCUAGAUAUUCAUGUGCGUUAGUUUCCUCUGUUUUUACAGCUUUUUUCACUGCUGCAAUUUUCAACUUUUAUGUUGGAUGA
This is a messenger RNA of Humulus lupulus (European hop), 702 nucleotides long. RefSeq lists its product as uncharacterized. The record is from RefSeq and is a predicted model, not a curated record. The coding region runs from base 1 to 702 and encodes 233 amino acids. The transcript is spliced from 8 exons. NCBI's taxonomy places the organism in Eukaryota, Viridiplantae, Streptophyta, Magnoliopsida, Rosales, Cannabaceae.